AUGGAGUCAAGCAAUACUCUAAAGCUGAAUUCAGAAGCAACUGAAUUUGUACCCGGAGGAAAUCCUCCCCCAUCCACCCAGCCAGUUCCUCCAGUUGAAGCUGUGCCAUCCCCAGAAGCUCAAGUAUCAGACUCUUUAGCAAAUGAGCAUUAUAAAUACGAUGACAGGAUCUUCCAAGGCAAAUACGGCAACAUAAAUGUGCUCACAAAAACACAGCUUCUGUGCUUCAAUCCAGCUGAAGAGAAAUGGUACAUCCAUUCUACAAUUUCUGAAAGUAAAAUUAUCAAACCUGAAAAAUAUUGCAGCAUUUGUAUGAUAGAUGGAACAACCUUCGUCAUGACAGGUGGACUAUGCAAAGGAGUAGCUCAAUGUACAGCAACCAAAGUCCAAAUCAGCACAAGUUAUGAAGGAGGCAGAAUUGAAGAAGUCACUCCAUAUACAAGGCUUGUAGAAGGUCGAUAUCUCCAUUCUUCAGUCGUCUAUAAAGGCACACUUUAUAUUUUGGGAGGCCAAUCCUCGCCAUCUGUGUUUUUAAACACUGUUGAAAGCUAUAAAGAAAAUAUCUGGCAAAUCAUGCCCCCUAUGAACAAAGCUAGGUCAACAUUUACAGCUUUUGCCUCACAUAAUGGAAUUUACGUAGCAGGAGGCUUUGAAGGAGCCAAUCUAUUAUCUGGAGGAAUUGAGAAAUUCACAGAUGAAUUGAACCGCUGGGAUUUAAUUAAUACAGAAAUUCCGAUGCUUGCUGGAAUGACCCUGACUUCAUGUGAUAACUUUAAUACAGGAGUUCUUUUAUUCGGAGGAAGUGAUGGUAAUGAAAUAUCAAAUAGAAUAGUCGAAUUCAAUACAGAAACCAAUGCACAAAGGGUAAGAGAACAAACACUAGUUUUCCCAAGGGCAAGAGCUUUGGCUUAUAAGAAAUAUGACAAAAUCUGGAUCUUCGGAGGAGGGGUCAAUGUUGGUGAAGAAUUUGAUAAAACAGUUGUGAAAGCACUGGAAUAUGGAAUCCCUAUCAACACUUAUGAGCAGCUCUCAGCACCUUUCUUCAUCAAGAAUUAG
Blepharisma stoltei is the source of this 1056-nucleotide messenger RNA. NCBI's taxonomy places the organism in Eukaryota, Ciliophora, Heterotrichea, Heterotrichida, Blepharismidae. The record is from the annotation of a GenBank genome assembly.